AUGGCCAUCGUCCUGGGAAUUGGCCUGGGAGUGGUGGUGCUGAUCAUUGCAAGUCUACUUUUAACCGUCUUCAUCAACCGACGAGAUCGUCGGACCUUCCUGCAGUCCUCAAAGAACGCAGACGAGCGACUUCGGAGUCUAGAUGCGGUCUCGCCCACUCGAACCCUGGAGGAAUGGUGGACGAUCACAAAGGGGAGCCUCGGUCUCUCCGAAGCAGUGGAUGGUCAUUUCGUUUGGUGA
This is a messenger RNA of Penicillium oxalicum, 240 nucleotides long. RefSeq names its product putative RING finger domain protein. The record is from RefSeq and is a predicted model, not a curated record. Bases 1 to 240 code for a protein of 79 amino acids. The transcript has 2 exons. Lineage: Eukaryota; Fungi; Ascomycota; Eurotiomycetes; Eurotiales; Aspergillaceae.